GACCAACAGGUGAAGACGGUCGAAGAAUUAAUCCGAACUCUCGGAAUGACACCUUGUCCCGCUCUCUUCGAAAAGAAAAAAAAAAAAAAAACGCCCUCUUGGGCAUCAAAGAUCUCGACAUCUUUCCUACUCAUUUGAAGUAAACUGCUGGUUAAGCAUAAAUUCUUCCAUUCUGAAUUAACCCCCCCCCCUUAUUCCCUUCGCGUAUCAGCCAGGCGAGUUCCUUUUCUCGGAGAAAGCCUUUCUUUUAUGUCUAAUCUAUCCACUCCUCACGUCGAGGCUGGCUUUUACCAGCGGGCACAAAUGAGCGCGUCUCGGAGUGACGAGGAUAAGAGAAGGCUGCGGGAUAAUGCGAUGAUGCUAUUAUCAGGGUAUGAAAAGGUUCAGAUCGCUCCCGACGAAACUACCGGCGAAGACGACUUCAAGUAUGCAGAUGCUCCGGCGGUGUGUGCGGUGGUGGUGGACAAGGGGAGUGGUGUUGGAUAUGCGCAAAUAACCGGCGGCGGCAAGAAACCAGACAUCGUUUAUACUGGUCGCGGCGAAACGGGAUAUAAGCUGGCACAUAUUUCUACUGGUCAGACAUGUAUGCUGUACGGGCGGCCUACGGUGCUGUAUGUCUAUCCUCAGCCGUGA
Aspergillus ochraceoroseus IBT 24754 is the source of this 633-nucleotide messenger RNA. RefSeq lists its product as uncharacterized. The transcript has 3 exons. The record is from RefSeq and is a predicted model, not a curated record. The coding region runs from base 250 to 633 and encodes 127 amino acids. NCBI's taxonomy places the organism in Eukaryota, Fungi, Ascomycota, Eurotiomycetes, Eurotiales, Aspergillaceae.